AUCAAUCUGCUUGCAAUUUACCAUGAAGAUGCGAAUGUGGGACCAAUUUGCUUCCAUGUGUUUGGCAGUUGUCACUUGCACCAUUGGAUGUGCUUUCACUGGGGGGAUGCCACCACGACAGCGAGGAGAACAUUUAGUACUGAAAGCUGAAGGUGCCGGCAGGCCGGUCGUUGCCGUGCUUGGAGCCAAUGGCCGUACUGGGUCAAUGAUCGUGGAGGAGAUGGCUGACGAGAUGAAGGAUGGCACCAGGACCCCAACUUUGGUGUUAAGAUGGUGCUGUGCCCUCAUCAACUACAAGGCCUUCUUGGACGCCAAAGUUCUGAAGGAGGAUGAGGAUGCAGAGGCGCUGGCAAGGAGCCCUGCCAAGCCCAGGGCGCUGACUCGAUCGGGCAAAUGGAAAGGAUCAGAGGGCAGCAAAGUCAACCGUGAAGACGUGGAAGUUGGGCAGGCUGAUGUGACUGACUCCGGGUCCUUGGCUUUGGCCUUGGCCGGUGUUUCGGCGGUUGUGUUUGCAGCCGCCUAUUCCAGAGGCAAAACCGAGCCCAAGGAUGUGGACAAUGGCGGCCUGGUGAAGUGUGCCAAGGUUGUUUUGGAGAAAGGAAUUGAGCGCCUUGUUGUGGUGAGCAGCGCCUCCGUCACCAGACCAUAUGCGCCUGUAGGUGUUUUGCUGAAUACGAUUGGCUCAGGGGUUUUGAGCGAGAAACUCAAGGGCGAAGAGAAGGUCAAGGAAUUGUUUGAGAACGCUGAGUCGACCUACACAAUUGUCCGGCCUGGUGGAUUGACCAUGGAUCCACCGGUUGGGUUUGCUGAGCUUCAGUUCAAUCAAGGAGAUACUUAUGUCGGAAAUGUGCCCCGUGCAGAUGUCGCCGCAGUAUGUGCAGUUGCUGCCACGGACCCUUUAAACAGUGGAGCCAACAAGACCUUUGAAAUGUUCAAGGCGCGCACUCGAGAGCCACUGCUGCCAUGGUACCGUGGCAAGACCCGCUAUGUUGUGGGAAAUAUUCGUGACUGCAGUGCAAUGCUGGCAAGGCUGAGGCCAGACAAGGAGGUGUAUGACGUGCCUGGAAUGUUGCCAAUUUCUUUAGCCGAUUUUGCUCUGGGAUGGGCACGCAAAUGAUGAUUUUCCUCGUGCCUGUUCGUUCAUCACAGCUUUGAAGCGCUGCCCUCUGUAGUGGAGUUUCUGGUUUUGAGCCGUUGGAUCUGGCAGUUUUUCCGCCGAAAUGCACUUAGCGCAUUUCGCCGGUUGCGGCAA
Messenger RNA from Durusdinium trenchii, 1252 nucleotides. NCBI's taxonomy places the organism in Eukaryota, Dinophyceae, Suessiales, Symbiodiniaceae. The record is from the annotation of a GenBank genome assembly.